Lindgomyces ingoldianus is the source of this 855-nucleotide messenger RNA. RefSeq lists its product as uncharacterized. Lineage: Eukaryota; Fungi; Ascomycota; Dothideomycetes; Pleosporales; Lindgomycetaceae. The record is from RefSeq and is a predicted model, not a curated record. Gene Ontology annotation, cellular component: mediator complex. The transcript is spliced from 4 exons. The coding region runs from base 1 to 855 and encodes 284 amino acids.
AUGGGUUCAUGCGACAUCGCAGCGCAGCCAGCUGCUGGCUGGGACGAGGCACGAUGCAUAGCAGCACUUGCACAACUGGAGCGAUUGCAGGAACAAUUGGAUGAUCUCCGCCUUGCGAUUCCCCGUAUGGUCGAGCCUUUCAACUCCGACCUUGCCAGAGGCCCAGUUGUCUUCAAGGCGUUUAAGCAAUCGGUGAUUAGAGCGCAAAAUGAUAUGAAAGCUUUCAGGGCCCAAUGGCAUAACCAGGACAAUCAAUCUAUUCUUGAGCACGCGAAGGAAAGCUAUAAUGCGAACACGGAUCUUAGUGCGUCAUCUCAGGUCCCUCGGUACGGCUGGGUACUGCAAGAAAAUAUAGAGAGCCAGAUACCAGACCGUAUAGCAAAUGGAGGCAAAAAAGUGCAAGACUCUGACGCCACACUGAGUAUUGAAGAAAUCUCUCAGAUUAUCCAAGAAUUUCACAAAGCCCACCCUAACAUUAAGAUUGGCGCUAAAGACGACAAUCAUGAACUCUUGAUACAAUUCGUGGCUGGAGAUCUCAAGCUGAAGUUCCGCGUCAUCAUCGAUCAAGAAGCAAACGGCCGACACAAACUCAAUGCGGAAUGUUUGGGAACAAUGAAACUGUUUCCAGUCAUUACUAAAUGCAUCUCAACACGACCGCACGCAAAUGACUUAAAAUAUUUGCUGGACAUGAUUGCGGCGUACAAAACCACGAAAGGAGCAUCCUGCGCGAAAUGCUCGAGACUACUUGACAGUUCAGCACUCGCACCAGCAGCCAGACGAAGCAGGCAAGUCGGAAAUGUCAACAAAGAUCCGGAGCUGAUGUGGGAAGCCUUCCACGAAAGUUGCUUGGAGUGA